Xylaria bambusicola is the source of this 1691-nucleotide messenger RNA. RefSeq lists its product as uncharacterized. NCBI's taxonomy places the organism in Eukaryota, Fungi, Ascomycota, Sordariomycetes, Xylariales, Xylariaceae. The record is from RefSeq and is a predicted model, not a curated record. The transcript is spliced from 2 exons. The coding region runs from base 434 to 1324 and encodes 296 amino acids.
AUAGGAGCUUCUGCACCCGACAUAUAACAACAUCGAACAAGUUUCUCAAUGCUAGCUAACAUCUUUUAGUCCGGGACUCUUUCCUACGAAAGUGUUCAGAUGUUAACGCGACUAUAAUGGUGUGCGUUUUCCAGGAUCGGCAUCUUUCGACGGUGGCGACUCUUCUUACCGGAGCCGGAAUAAGGCUUGGCACCGAAGGAUCACUUCCUGAUUGUCUCAGGAUCUCAUCCUAAGAGGUGGUCAGAGCUACAGCUGCGCCUUUCAAUCGUAGAUUUUUUUUUUAAAUUGAAAUUCGUCGUUGCUGAAACCACCCAAUUUAAAGCUCACAAUCUUACCUGCUGCAGUCUUCCACAUGCUUGGCGAGAAGUCAUAUUUGAGACUUCUAUACCAGCACUGAUGUAACAACACGCCCUAAAGGCCUUGGAAAACCAAGAUGUUAAUUUCAAAAAGCCUGGUUAUCCCGCUUAAGUUCAUGGGUCUAGCAAGCUUGCUAAUGCUAUCCGUGGUGGCUUAUAGCAGUCGUACGAAAGCAGGACCCGGCCAAACGCCACUUACUCACACUCCGGUGGUGGAGAGGGAAUGUAGCCCCGUGGACAUGUAUACCAUAGAAUGGUUUCUCGACCAGACGAAGCCGGGAUUUGAAGGGCCACUGUGCGGCACCGCGAUGUUCUACUCCCGCGACAUGUCGAGAGCGGCCCGGACUGUCGCCCCGAGCUUGAACAAAGUCACGAUCUGGGACGUAUGGCCACGCGAGCUAUACGAUCACGAGAAUAUCAUUUCAAACCCCAUGCGAUGCAUCCAUCGUGAUCCUGUGCAGCGGCAGACUUUCUUCGAAAACAUGUCACUAGCAUUCGCAAAAAAGGCGUGUGGGGGUGCCGGGGUGCUGCAUAGUUCUCAAUACUACCGGGAGCCCCCACGUGAUGGCAUCUGGGCCAUGAUCGAGGAACCCGAGCUUACCAGGAGUGAAGGUCCUGUUGAGUGGCUGCGGAAGUUCCGGUUGCAUCCUGAAUUCCCCAAACUUGCGAAUCUACUCUCAACAGCGAAACCGACCCAGAAAUGCCAAGCAGAGGCGGCGUGGUUAAGAUCUAGUGUUGGCAUCGAAUGGCUGCGUAGCUUGCGGAUUGAGGAAACGGUCACUCAAUGGUCGGAAGUGUUCUGGAAAAGGGAUAGAACAACGCGCGGACGUCUCCCGAAGAGUGGACACGAGGGGCUUCAUAGACGAGCGCAAGUCCCUCUACAAAAAGUCGUCCCCAGUUAUGAGGCCAGUACUAAAUGUCAGGAAACAGACGACUUUGGGUUUUUCGAUGAUAUUGUCAAUUGGUAAUACUGGUUUGAAAAUAGGGUAGAACGUCGGGCGUGUGCGUGAACUACCCAAUACGAAGUUAGAAUAAGCUUUUAGGAUCAGAAGAAUGUUCGGCUAUUCCUAACCUCUAGUGCCCUACAGACAUAAACCCUGCCCCGCAAUCUUCGGAAAGCGUGUUAGGUAGUAAAACAAUGGUAGACUGGAAGGAACUUGCCGGUUCUAAAAUAAAACAUUUAAAUGUUACAUUUAUAGGAGGACCGAAGCCUAUAGAUCUAAGCUAUCUUUAAGGAUCAUUUAAAGGAAUAGAUUUAACAAUUAUAGCAGUUCUACAAUUAGGAAGAACUUGUAGAACUAUAGAAAUAAAAGGGGUCUACGAUAGAUAAGCUGA